Molecule: messenger RNA, 839 nt
Organism: Porites evermanni
Lineage: Eukaryota; Metazoa; Cnidaria; Anthozoa; Scleractinia; Poritidae
Source: the annotation of a GenBank genome assembly
AUGACAGACGGUGCUCUUCGCAGUGUCCGUAGAGCAUCAUUUUGUUUCUGCUUGUUUCUGCAAACUAAUUAUAAACAGACCUGGCACCCAGGUUUCCGUGCUGGGUGUGGAAUUAAAUCAAAUAACGGGAAACCUUGGAGCUUAAGUUUUUUUCCUAUGACAUUGUACAACACUCAAAAGUCUGCAGUUAAAAACGUCAAUAAAUUAUGAGGUGACUUGUAAAGAAAGCAGAACGAAACAGGGUUGGAGCAACUCACUGAUCUGUAAACUGUAAAGUUUAUUGAAUUUAAAGUUUAUUGUCAUCCGAAUAUACAACACAUUUUUGAAGAUUAACGACAGGAAACUAAUUACCUGUAGAAACCCGUACAUAUUUUAACUACGAUUAACUAAUAUCGAUUGGAAACUUUUCUUGUCCAAAUUAUAUAGAACACAAGAAAACAGAGGAUACUGUCGACAUUAAAGUAAGAGUACUCUUCUUUUCUAUCUCCGCAAAGUUGGAACAUGUUCACGAGAGUUCGGAGGUCAAAGGAUUUGCUGGGAUUGAUCAUUAUUCAUCUCAAACCAGAAACUGGACGAAGUGGGAAUUUGACGCUGAUUCAUUUGAAGAAGCAAUGACCGAAGUUAAAAAGCUUGAGACACAUAUGUAUAAUAUUCCAAACUUUGUUAAUCGCAUGCCUCACACAAAGCUCUUUGCCCUCCGCAUAGUGGUCACGCCGAAUGUUGGAGACGUGUUUAAGGCAGCUGUGUACCUUGAACUGGAAAAGAUGUUAAACGAACUCCAAGUAAUGUCUGUAGCAUCUUCCAAGUGCCGUAUUGAUUUCAAAUCAAACGGUCACUGA